Messenger RNA from Xenopus tropicalis (tropical clawed frog), 6268 nucleotides. It is a transcript of the gene atl3, whose product is annotated as atlastin GTPase 3. Gene Ontology annotation, molecular function: GTP binding; GTPase activity. Gene Ontology annotation, cellular component: endoplasmic reticulum membrane. The coding region runs from base 146 to 1720 and encodes 524 amino acids. The record is from RefSeq and is a predicted model, not a curated record. Lineage: Eukaryota; Metazoa; Chordata; Amphibia; Anura; Pipidae. The transcript has 14 exons.
CUGAAGUACAUAGCUGGUGCGGUGAGUCAGAUUCUCUGGCUCAGGAAGCUGCUGUGCCUCCUUCCUGGGUCAUUCCUAUUCUGCCCGUCUCCAGCCUGUAACCUGACUGGUUUCUGGGGUCACUGCCCCUGACAACAAAAAAUUCAUGGAUGACAUGGCUUCUUCUGCACCUGGUCCGGUCCAGGUAGUGUUAGUACAAAAGGAUGACCAUUCCUUCCAGCUGGAUGAAGAAGCUCUGGCAUCUGUACUACUUCAGGAUCAUAUUCGUGAUCUGGAUGUUGUCGUUGUGUCAGUAGCAGGUGCUUUCCGCAAAGGGAAAUCAUUCUUGUUGGACUUCAUGCUGAGAUAUGUCUACAGCCAGAAAGAAGGUGGAGAACAAAGCUGGCUGGGUGGUGAAGAUGAGCCUCUUACUGGCUUCUCCUGGAAGGGGGGUUCUGAGCCAGACACCACAGGCAUCCAGAUCUGGAGUGAGGUCUUCACUAUGAAUAAACCUGAUGGCAAGAAGGUGGCUGUAGUACUAAUGGACACACAGGGGGCAUUUGACAGUCAAUCAACUGUAAAGGACUGUGCCACAAUAUUUGCUUUGAGCACCAUGACCAGCUCAAUUCAGAUCUACAAUUUAUCCCAGAAUAUACAGGAGGAUGAUCUACAGCAGCUACAGCUUUUUACCGAGUACGGACGUUUGGCCAUGGAUGAAAUCUUCCUGAAGCCUUUUCAGACUCUGAUGUUUUUGGUUAGAGACUGGAGCUUCCCGUAUGAAUACCAUUAUGGAACAGAAGGAGGAAUGAAGUUCUUAGAAAAGAGAUUAAAAGUGAAAGAACAUCAACAUGAAGAAAUACAAAAUGUGCGAAAACACAUUCAUUCAUGUUUCACUGCUGUUAACUGCUUUCUGCUUCCACACCCGGGACUGAAGGUGGCAACCAGCCCACAGUUUGAUGGUCGUCUGAAAGACAUUGCACCUGAGUUUACGGAGCAGCUCCGAGAUCUGAUUCCUCUUGUUUUGAGCUCUGAAUGCCUAAUGGAGAAAGAAAUUAAUGGUUCAAAGGUGACCUGCAGGGGCCUCUUGGAAUAUUUCAAGGCCUACAUCAAAAUAUAUCAAGGUGAAGAUUUACCUCACCCCAAGUCUAUGCUGCAGGCCACUGCAGAAGCAAACAACUUGGCUGCUGUAGCAUCUGCUAAAGAUUUGUACAACAACAGCAUGGAAAAGACCUGUGGAGGUGAAAAGCCCUAUGUUUCCCCUGAUGUUCUACGAGAGCGCCAUGCUGUCUGCAGUCAGGAGGCUCUUGCCCACUUUGACCGGGCCAAAAAGAUGGGAGGCACAGAAUUCAGCAGACAGUACCGAGAGGAGCUGGAGAAGGAUAUUGAUGAUAUGUACACGGCUUUCUGUAAACACAAUGAGAGCAAGAAUAUCUUUACUGCAUUCCGCACCCCUGCUGUGCUUCUGGCCCUUGUGGCUGCCUUAUACAUGGCCUCUGGAGUGACAGGCUUUGUAGGGCUGGGGGUAUUGGCACAGCUGUUUAAUUGUGCUGUGGGUCUACUGCUCAUUGCGCUUCUCACUUGGGGCUACAUUAAAUAUUCAGGACAGUACAGAGAUCUUGGUGGAGUCAUAGAUUCUACUGCAGAGUAUGUUCUGGAACAGGCCACCAACCGGAUGGGGAACUCUACCCGGCGUUUUGCAGAAUCCGCUAUUGGUGCCCCUCCUGAGAGGAAGAAACAGUAACAAGGACUGAGUUAGUGGGUGAGGAAAGUUCACCUUUGUCUCCUGCACCCAUUCCUGCUUGAAUGCACAGGUAUCGCCAGCGAUCCACCUCACCACUGGACCUGCUCUUUCCUUGCCUUGAAUUCACCAAAUCAAAUAUAUGCUGCAUGCAACCUUGUAAAAGAUUUACAUUCCCAGUUCUCUGACCUGAGGAUGCAGAGGAUAUAUAAUAUAAUGACUUGCAUACUCUACACCUUAGUGUUGCACAAAACUAAUGGUUUCUGCUAUCACCAGACCUAAGUGCUAAGACUUGAAGCACAUGAGGCAUUUUAUGUUGCAUAUUUCCAGAGAUAAAACAUACAUUGUCCAUACACAAAGCUGCCAUAAAAUGCCCCAUGAACCAUUACCCUAAGGAUGUAAUAUAGCAUUCCAAUUGUUCAUGUGCAGUAAUAACACAAUUAAUCAUGUUGACGAGUACACCAUUUACAAGCCAAUGAAAUGUACUGUAUUGUAAUGUAACUGUACUGAGCACUUCCUUAGAGGCAGCCUUAUAUAGAGAAUCACUGUGCACCUUUUUGGAAUUGUCAGUCCCAUUUGCCUGUAAGAAAUUAUUAGAUUAGAUUUAGAGCCAAACAUAAUUAUAUUAUUUAUAUUAAGAUAAAGGCAUUUUACAAUGUAAGUAGAGAGUGGCCAUGUGAUAUGAAUUAAAACCUUUCAAUGUUAGCUUUAAAUGGAAACUAUUCUAUUCAAAAGAAUUAUUGUAGGCGGUGUAUUUGCUUUAAAAGAAUGCAUAGGUUAUAGUGAUGCACGGAUUAGAAAUCUUCAGACCAUCCCUAACCAGCCCCUACUCACCUGAUUCGACUCAAGUUUGAGAAAGGACAUGCAGAGGAUGCCGAGCAUGACCUUCCCUUCAGCUGAUAUCUGAUUUGGUGUCAGAGUAGGGGUGGGCACCCCCCCAGUGAUUGUAAUCACUUACAGGAGCACCAUCCUGGGGUAUAAUGUAAGGAGAAAGCCGAACAGCCCUGGGUAGCUGCAAUAGAGUGAUCCUCUUCCUUCUCUAGUGUAUUUUUGGAAUCCCAGGGCCGGCGCAUACACUGUGGAGUAAAAGAAGAGAGGAGAAAGAAGAGGAUCACUCUCUCACAACUACCCCAGGCUGGUGUGGUUUUCUCCUAACAGGAGCAUUAACCCAGGGCCUGACAGGACCACCAGGUAUAAGAUAAGCGAUUACAAUCACUGGGGGGGGGGGAGUGCCUAACAAUUUGGCACUCCCAGUGAUUGUACCUUUUCUUCUCCUAUAAGAGUUAAGUUAUAGGGGGCCCAGCCAUAGGGAACAAAUUAAAAGUUCUCUGCAUUGCAGUGAUAGCCCAUUUUGCAACCCGAACCUGUCCUGAUUUUUGGGCCAGUCCAUGCCUCUCUGAUAAGUUUAGCAAGGAAAAUUUCCCCACAGCACAUUUACACAAUAUUACAGAGAAUAUUACAGAAUUCUGUACAGCAGUAUUCACUGAAGGUAAUGUGACUGGUAAUUUCUAAGAAUAAUCUGGUUGGAAAUUCUGGUUGAAUGCGUCUGACUGAAUCUAAUGAGUUUAUGAUGUAUUGGUCCUUAUAAGUUGUUAUUGACCAGAUAGAGCUUCCCCAAGCAACCUUGUUGAUUUGACUGACUUCUAGCAGAUGGGAUCUACAACUUAGCCAAUAUGGUUGUUGCCCAACUGAACAGUGAUCCAAACUAUCAGGCGUUGCGUGAAAUAGACAGAUUAUCUGUAUAGUUAACCAUAAAGACCACUCUAGCUGUUACAGAACAAAGCUUCUGUAACAGCUUCUACAGAACAAGUUUUUCCCAACCAAGGGGAAAGUACAAUGUUAUUUUUGCAUUACUGCUCUAUCUGCCCUCUGCCUUUUGGAAAUAGGUUUUUGAAUUGGGCUUUGGUGAUCGAUAUAGUUAAUAGUGUAUAGGAACAAUGUUAUUAAGGAUGGACUAAUCAGAAAAUCCAUGCUACCAAAUAUAGGAACUCCAUUGUUGAGGUGUCAUUAUUUACUAUGCGGGACAAAUAAGAACCAGUGUGGGAAACCAUAGCAUCUACCUGUAGUAGAUAGAUCAUAGUAGUUGGUAGCUGUGGGUUAUGGCAGAGAUCCCAGACUUUAAUACCACAGUCAAAUGUAGAAAGAGGGGAGACGCACAAGCUUUAAAGGAGUUUCUGGGGGUUGGCAAAUUAGGGCAUUUAUUAGCCCCAUGUGGACUGCCAGUGUGGAGAAGGAACAAUUGUGUCUUUAUGCCUCCAUGCCAGGAAUUCAAAAGAAGCUCUUGCUUUUGAGGCCAUAUAAAAAGGGGGUGGUGAGUGAAAGUUGCUUGGGAGCUAGUACCUGGGGAUCACUGGGCUCGAAAUAAAUGGUGUUUUCCAGUCCAUUUAACUAUCUUUAGCCUAAAAUGUACUCUUUAGUGUUUAGCCAUGACAAGGCGCCAUCCAUAACAGAAACAGGAUAUCACUGAGAGAAAUUGCACUUUAUUUUAUUUAAUCUUUAGCAGAAGAUUGGGCUAUUUCCAGUUAAAGCCAAAGUAUUUCUUAGUGGCAUGAAUGGCAUAUUUUGGCCUUGGGUCCACCUCUGCCCAGCAGGCCUAUAUGAGCACAGACUGUUUUUGUACUUGUAUAUGCCACAUUAAAGUUUGAAAUUGUUACAGCCUUUUCAGUUUUUUUAAAAACAAGUUUUUUUGCUUCUUUUAAAUUCCUCACCUUAUUCCAUGAAAUACACAUGUGGUAGUCGUUUAAUGCUAACUAGAAUUUUAUAGCUUCUACUGGGCAUUCUGUAGGUUUUGUAUGUUUCAUUUAUAUAUAUAUUCAUAACCGCAAACUACAAAAUAGCCUAAAAUUGCUGACUUAAGAUAUUUUUAAAGGGGUUGUUCACUUUUAAAUGAACUUUUAGUAUAACAUAGACAUAGUUAUUUAGAUUUUUGUUCAGCAGCUAUCUGGUUGCCUAGGGUCUUGUUUACCUUAGCAACUAGGCAGCAGUUUGAAUGAGAGACAGGAAUAUGAAUAGGAGAGGGUCUGAAUAGAAAGAUAAGAAAUAAAAGGUAUCGAUAAGCUCACAGAAGAAUAGUUUCUUUUUGCUUCUGGGGUCAGUGACCCCCAUUUGCAAGCUGGAAAGUUGUAGUAAAGGAAAGCAAACAAUUUAAAAUGUAUUACAAAUAAAUAAUGAAGACCAGUUGCAGAGUUGCUAGCAAUAGAGCAUUCUAUAAUAUACUAAAAAUUAACUUAAGGGUAAACCACCCCUUUUGUGACAAUAGCAACCCUAUACAUUCUAUCUGUAUAUAUUUCUUAAAGAAUUUACUGCCAUUACGAAAAUUUGAGACCUUUGCACUAUAAGGUGCUCUUUGUUUAGAUGAGGGUUUUAUGCAGCACUUAAAUUUGUGUUUGCUCAUGUGCCUUCUGUUCACUACAGUUUGGGCAGCUUUGCCAAAGCAAUGAAAUGAUGUAGGGCUUUCUCCCAUCGGACACUAUACUAAACAUGGAACCUUUAGAAGGCAGUUGAUGAGCAAAUAUAGUGGCAAUUUGUUAUGUUUGAUGCUUGUUUAAUAGUACAGUGUCAGUACGACUGCUUAUGUACCAUAGUAUGUAAAAUCCAUGGCACUGGCUGUAUAUGUGCCAUAGAUAUGUUUGCAUUCCUUUCUAGGCUAUAUGCAAAAUGUGCUAUUGCUUUUUUUGGCUUAAAUUAUAGCCCCUCACCUAGUCCUGUAGUAUAUAUGGUGGUCAGACUGUCCCUUCUCUGGAUCUGAUAGGCUGAAUAUAUUGCUUAAGGUGGUCAUACACAUUACAAUUACGAUUGGUCGCAGGGAGGAUCGUUCUUAUCCUCCACUAACGGUCAGAGCUGAAUCCUCAGAUAUGGAGGUAGAAACAAUGGGAAUUCUACCCCAAUCUGACGAUUCAGCCCUAAACGCUUGCCUUUGCUCAGGCGCCUGAUCGAUGAGAUGGCCGAUAUCCAAGGCUUUUGCGAUAAUGGCCGCCUUGUCAAUCCAUCAUACAUGCACCGAAUAUCAUAUGAAACCUUGUUUGCUAUGGUAUCAGUGCUUGUAUGGCCAGCUUUACACAGUUCUCCAGCCCAUCAGGUGUUCGCUCUGCCCUCCCAGCUUGGUGUGACUUUUGCUCUUAGUGCCAGUAAAAGACUGUCAGAGUUGGCAUAGCUAUGUACUAUGGGACUGAGGUUUUGAAAAAGAACAAAGCUGAGCAUGCAUUAAAAAAAAAAAAAGACUGUAUCUCUUUAAAGCUUCGUUAGAGGAGGGGGUGGUGAUGGAACAUUCUUGUAAAUACUCCGUGUAAACUGACUAUUCCAAAAUGUGUUUUUCCAUUGUGUAUUCAUUAAAGCUCACAGGGAUUGUGUGUGAUUGAAAACAAAGAGAUUUCAUGUUCAUCUUUACACCCUGGUGGCACAAACCAUAUGCAAUAAAACUGAAUGCUAAAUUCCAAAGCCGAGCUAUCGGAAGUACGUGGUCAUGUUUCCGGACCAAGGAGUUAUGUCUUACUAUUGCUGCUUAUUUUUCACUUCUAUGCAAUUUAUUUUUAAUAAAGGCAAAUGCAACCA